UGGGUGCCUCGGGGAUUUUAUUCUUUGCCCCCUACACAAAAGGCACACCCUAUAUUUGUAGGAUACUCAACCGUGAUUCCGGGGAUGGGUCUGUUUUCUGAAACCUACAGUACCAAGCAAGUCCUUUUAUUAUAGAAAGUCUUCAUCUUUCUCCCUCUCCAAUCAUACAAAGUCUACUGAUUUUAUUACUUUUUUCCAUUUUUAUCCUGACCAAAGCUUUAAUCUUUACUUCAAAUGUGGUCCUACAAAUAAAGGGUACCCUUUGUUUUGGUUAAUUAGUCAGUGUAUGUUGUUCUUGUUUUAGAAUUUUAGAGAGAGAAAAUUAUGGGAUCUGGUAAUGGGGUUUAUUCAGUUGGGGAUUUCGAUUUGGAUGCCAAGUGGCUGAUUGAUCCAAAACAUCUUUUGUUGGUCCGAGGAUUGGGGAAGGCGCACAUGCCAAAGUGUAUGAAGGAAAGUAGAUAUAAGAGUCAAAAUGUUGCUGUAAAAAAUGUUCAUAGAGGAGAAACCCCAGAGCAGAUUGCCAAGAGAGAAGCGCGGUUUGCGGGGGAAGUGGCAAUGAUGUCGAAAGUGCAGCACAAAAACUUAGUGAAGGGGCUUGAAAGAGUCGGAUGUGGACAGCUUUGUUGAUGAGGUCCUUGUGAAUCACAAACCAUGGGCUUCCGGAGUGCAAGAGGCGUUGACUGGCUCCCAUGUAAUGUAUGUGCACAUGGUGUCGAGAUAAUAGAUGUGGUG
Messenger RNA from Malus domestica (apple), 732 nucleotides. The record is from RefSeq and is a predicted model, not a curated record. Lineage: Eukaryota; Viridiplantae; Streptophyta; Magnoliopsida; Rosales; Rosaceae.